CAUCCACAUCCGGACGCACCGGAAGCGGUGGGUGCAAGCAAAAAUGACCUUUCGCAGCAUUCGUAUGUCCUACAUCACAAUAUGGAACAUUUUCCUGGUGCUACCGAUCGUCACGUCUGACAAUGACUACAUCUCUGGCUACCAUCGUCGAUUACACCCGAUGACCCCAGUUUCAUGGACAUCAAAAGAUGGACACGAUACGCGGGACAACCUGGUGAAAACGAUAAACAUCUUGAUCGAGGAACAGGCGCGUCGCCGCUUUCUGGAACAUCUGCAGCGAUUGCAGGCCGCUGGAAGCAAAACGAUCCCGGUACCCUCGUAUCUCGGUGCCGGCGAGGUAUCGGAUGAGUAUCGCCCGACCUACACGUACCAGUUGCCGUUCAGUAAUCAGAUCGAAGCGAGUGAACCGAUCAACUUUGCGGUAGGCCCCAGCGAUCCUCGAUUCUAUGACCAAAACACUGGCCUGGCGCGCGACGCGGAUCUGGACGGACUCGGUGCCGGUGGUGAUGGUGGAGAUGGAUCCUUCUUGUACGAUAGCUCCGAGCUGCGAGGCGAUGUAACGAAUCAUGAACGAGCCGCAACCGCAGCUCACGGAGGAACAGCUGCUGAACAGAAACCAAUCCAGGACUAUCGCCAUCCACCACCACCACCUCCGAUACGCCCAAAAAUGGGAAAGGGUACACACAAUCGAAAUCAGUCCAACAACGGAACACCACUGACGGUUGCUACAUCCGCAACCGACCGUAGCAAUUCGAACGGUGUCGUGCAGCAACCGAUCGAGAUCGGUACCGGCCUUGGCAUGUAUCUGAUUGCACUGAUAGCUGGUAUCAGUGCCGCCAUUACGGUAGCACUGAUUUCCAUCGGUUUCGGUUGGUACACGCUCCACAAGAGGACCAAAGCGGCAGCAGACGUCGAAUACCCAGCGUACGGUGUUACGGGACCAAACAGGGACUCGACGGCAGGUUCGGCCGCUUCCGCCGGUGAUCGUAAGCUAGCCCAGAAUGCGCAGAUGUAUCACUAUCAGCAUCAGAAGCAGCAGAUAAUCGCGAUGGAAAACACGACACGCAGCGCAGCCCAUUCGGAACAGCCGAGCGACGAUGAGAAUGAGGAAGGUGACUACACCGUCUACGAAUGUCCUGGGUUGGCCCCGACUGGUGAAAUGGAGGUAAAGAAUCCUCUCUUCUUGGAAGACGGCCCAAUCAGUGGACUCACCCUGCAGACAUCGAUCAGCGGUGAAGGGCCUGGCGUCGGAGUGGUUUACUUGGAAAAGACAAUUCAACCGCAAGCUCACAACAAUAACAAGAAAUCGGGAGAAUAA
Messenger RNA from Anopheles maculipalpis, 1318 nucleotides. RefSeq lists its product as uncharacterized. NCBI's taxonomy places the organism in Eukaryota, Metazoa, Arthropoda, Insecta, Diptera, Culicidae. The coding region runs from base 44 to 1318 and encodes 424 amino acids. The record is from RefSeq and is a predicted model, not a curated record. The transcript has 6 exons. Gene Ontology annotation, cellular component: membrane.